CUUGUACUAUUUUUAGAUGCAGAUUUUACGCUUGGGAAUUCACGUGAUAUUACCUCGUUUCAUAGCAAAAAACAGAAGAGGUAUGCAUGUACCAUCUGUAAUUAUUCAACUAACUUCAAGGGCAGCCUGCAAAGACACAGCAUGAUUCAUACAGGACAAAGACCUCAUCUGUGCCAUGUUUGCUUUAAAGGUUUCAUUCAAAAAAGUGACCUGCAGAUACAUUUACUUCGACAUGCAGGCCAAAGACCAUUUGGAUGCGAUAUCUGUCAUAAGAAUUAUUCUUGCCGUUCAGAUCUCAAUAGACAUUAUCAUCUCUAUAGACAUCUGGACCAUAAUGAUGAAUGGAAUGAAAGCUGUAUAGAUAGAGAAGGAACUAAUGUUUGUAAACAAAAGAUGACUAUGUUUUCAUGCUCCAUGUGUGCAUAUGUCACACCUCGGAAGCAAAGUAUUCAAAGACAUUUCCUAGCUCAUACUGGAGAACGACCUCAUCAGUGUCGACUCUGUGGGCAGAAGUUUUCCAUGAAGCAUUCUCUGAAACGUCAUAUAGUUGUUCUUCAUCCUGAAGUCAUGAAAUACCUGAUAAACUGUAUAAAAUAUGGGAAGGUUUGGUUUUAUAUGACAUUAAAAGUUGUAAAUGUUAUUUAUUAUGUAGUGACAAGUUUUACAAUUUUCACAGUGUUUCGAAGGAAUUAUCCAAUACGAUUCUUCGAUCGCAGAUUCCAGUGUGACAGAUGUCCCUAUACAACUAAUGUGAAGGGUAGUCUUCAGCGCCAUAUGUUGACUCAUACUGGAAAUCGGCCGCACCAUUGCCCACUGUGUCGAAAAGGAUUCAUUCAAAAAAGUGAUUUAAAUAUUCAUUUGCGAAGGCAUACUGGAGAAAAACCAUUCAGAUGUGAUUUAUGUUUUAAAACAUAUUCUCGGCGUUCUGAACUUACAAAACAUCGUUUCGUUCAUGCUUAACAGUUAUUCACUGGAACCUUGUAAAUAAAUCAGCUUAAUUUUUUCAUAACUGCCUUAUGUUUUGUGAAGUAAUUUGUUUACUGAAUUUAUGUAAAACUUGUAUACUUUUCAGUGAUAAUUUCAUUUUGUAUAUUGCCUUUCUGAUUAAAAAAUGGGAAAAGUCUUAAAAA
Molecule: messenger RNA, 1130 nt
Organism: Stegodyphus dumicola
Lineage: Eukaryota; Metazoa; Arthropoda; Arachnida; Araneae; Eresidae
Product: zinc finger protein 84-like
Source: RefSeq, a predicted model, not a curated record